This is a messenger RNA of Salvia splendens (bonfire salvia), 1276 nucleotides long. RefSeq names its product glucan endo-1,3-beta-glucosidase 11. NCBI's taxonomy places the organism in Eukaryota, Viridiplantae, Streptophyta, Magnoliopsida, Lamiales, Lamiaceae. Bases 62 to 1123 code for a protein of 353 amino acids. Gene Ontology annotation, molecular function: hydrolase activity, hydrolyzing O-glycosyl compounds. Gene Ontology annotation, biological process: carbohydrate metabolic process. The record is from RefSeq and is a predicted model, not a curated record. The transcript has 2 exons.
CUUUUCUUCAUAACAUUUCUUGGUGUCUUGAUUUUUGAUAGAAACCAAGAACACCUCUCUCAUGGGAGGUCUUGUAAGCAUGAUUACCAUGUUAAAAACUCUUGCAUUUGUUUUAACUUUAUCAGGUUUAAGAGAAGUCAAAUCCUUUGGCAUCAACUAUGGGCAGGUCGGGAAUAAUUUGCCGCCACCGGAAAGAGUUAUCGAUCUCCUCCACUCUCUCAGGCUAACAAAAACCCGAAUCUACGACACCAACCCGCAAAUUCUAAGAGCGUUUGCCAACUCUAGCAUCGAAAUCGUCGUGAUGGUCGAAAAUGAGAUGUUAUCGACUUUGAUGGAUCCAAACCAAGCUAUUCAGUGGGUCAUGACCCGUAUCAAACCCUACGUUCCGGCUACAAGGAUCACUAGCAUCGCCGUCGGUAAUGAGCUCUUCACUGGUGGUGACACCACUCUCAUAUCAUACCUUGUGCCGGCCAUGGUUAGCAUCCAUGCAGCCUUGGUCCAGGUUGGGUUGGACGGGUUCAUGCAUGUCUCAUCUCCAAGUUCGCUAGCGGUUCUUCAAGAAUCCUACCCGCCAUCAGCUGGUGCAUUCCGACCCGAACUGAACCGGAUCAUGCCCCAACUUUUGCAAUUUUUGGCUGCUACAAAGGCUCCAUUUUGGAUCAAUGCGUACCCGUAUUUUGCUUACAAUGGCGACCCGAGUAGGAUCUCUCUGGACUACACAUUGUUCAACCCAAACCCGGGAGUGGUUGAUCCAUAUACAAAGCUCCAUUAUGACAAUAUGUUGUACGCACAAGUCGAUGCGGUGAUAUUUGCCAUGGCAAAGAUGGGGUAUGGAGGGAUUGAGGUUCGGGUUUCAGAAACAGGAUGGCCCUCCAUCGGAGAUCCGAGUGAAGUCGGGGCAACCGUUCAUAACGCUGCAAUUUACAAUGGGAAUUUAUUGAGGAGACAAUGGAGAGGUGAAGGGACUCCAUUGAGACCUAAGACAAGGUUGGAGGUGUACAUGUUUGCAUUGUUCAAUGAGGAUAUGAAGCCCGGCCCAAUAUCAGAGAGAAACUUUGGAUUGUUGAAGCCCGAUGGGACGAUGGUUUACAAUCUCGGACUAUCCGAAGGUAUAGCUAAUUGAUCAACUCUUCAUAUGAAAAUUUAUCUAGUCAUACCAAAACCAUCCUAGCUUCAUGAAUGGUAAAAACAUACACCUUGUUUAGUCAUUAGAUGUAGCAUCAAUAAACAAGUAUACUACUUUCUUUAAUUAGUUUUGUCAAAAAGUACAAGUUCG